AAUCCAAAAAAAAUUAUGUUUUACUCUUCUUAAAAAAAAUUAAAAGUUGUCUGAAAAAUUUUUCUUUUUGAGAAAAUUCCCGGAAAAGUUGGAAAAAUUAUUUGCUUUUGUGAAAAUUCCCCGUGAAAAUGUCUCUCUAUCGUGUCAGUUUCCUACCCAGAUCUUUUUAUUUGGAGCGAAAGGAUUGCGCCAGAGGAUUGUGCUUGAAGAUUUCUCUCGAGGGAGCUUUUGAAAUUCAUUUUCCCAUUGAGAAGUUUUUCUCAGCUGGGGGGAAGAAGGGGGUUUGUUUUCGAGGGAAAAAAUGCAUUUUCCACUUGAAGGAAUGCACCUGCAAGGAAGCUCAGCUCAUCUUCUCCCUCCAUCGGAAGUGCUCCACCUCCACUGAUGAUCUCCUUGCCAGUAAUUCAGUCCAUAUUACGGAAUUUGAGCAACUUGAAACGAAGCUCAAUUUAAAACGCGAAAAAGCAGUGAAGAAGGAAAAAGAAAUCCCGGAAACGAUUGAAAAGUCCACCUGUGCCUCAUCCAGUAUUGGAUCCUUCGAUGCCUGUGAAUGUGAUGAUGGGGAAAGUCUCUCAACGUGCUUGAAAGCCAAAAAGCUCAUUCCUCUGUUGAACUGUUCCGGGGAAUCCGUUGCAUUCGUUGUGAUUUGCAUGAAUUUCUCAAUUCUUGGAGAGACUCUUGUGGAGGAAUUUGCCUACAGAGCAGGAAUGGAACCCCUGGCAAGUGUGAGAGCUAAUAAAUCUCUCAUUUUAUCUUGUGGAGAAACUUCAGCGAAAGAUACGGAAGAAGAAGAGGAAGAGGACGCAUAUGAAACCUACAGUCGUUGCUUGGAACGAAUGCUGCUUUGCAUGGGAAUUGAUCCACCGCCUAAAGAAAAUUUUCAGAGGGCCCCCAGGAGGCCCAUACGGGGCGUAAUCAACCACCCAAAACUGCCACAAAUCAAGGGCAAUACAAAGUACCCAACUCGUUGCUUUUGCCAUGAGCUGAGGUCAUCGAAUGAGGUCAUCACCCAGCCGGAGUUGCCUCAAGUGCCCACUGAUUGUGAGUUACAUGUUAAAGUAUCCGGUGACACUCUCUGCCCACUCGUUCCCUGCUCUUCCAUUGAAUUCACCUGGAAACUCCCAGAAAUCCCCCCAAAUUCCCUCCGGACGACUGAAACGCAAAUUGAGGAAGAUCUUCUCAAAUCUCCAAAGAUUGAUCCGGAAACUCCUAUCGGAAGUGUCGCAACCACCCCCACAACACCCAAAAAAUCCAAAAAGAAGCUGAAAGGCAAGAAGACUGGGCGAAAGGCGCGAAAAUCAAAGAAAACGUGAUUAUCAUUUUGAUGCCUAGAAAAGCGGAACGAUCAUCUGAACAAUUUUUUUUCAUUUAUAAAUUCAUUUUUG
Molecule: messenger RNA, 1385 nt
Organism: Lutzomyia longipalpis
Lineage: Eukaryota; Metazoa; Arthropoda; Insecta; Diptera; Psychodidae
Exons: 3
Coding region: 129-1313 (394 amino acids)
Source: RefSeq, a predicted model, not a curated record